UUAUGGAUAUAUUAUCAAUUCUAUGGAUUUAAAAAUUUUUUUAAAGAAACAAAUUAUCUAAAAUUAUCAAGAAUAAUUUUUGUAAUUUUAAUAAUCUAAAAUAAAUUUAGAUAUCAAAUUACUGGAAAAAAAUUGGUACCCCUGAACAAAGCAAAUAUAAAUAAAAGCACAAAAGGAACUCCGCUAAACGAUUUAGAGGAAAGAUUGUUGCCAUUAAUAUAAAGCGAAAAAAAGGAUAGCGCAAAUAAUUCAACAAGUAUUGUCAUAAAAAGAGAGCGGAAAUCACCGUUAAUUAAAAGGGCUACUUUGCUCCAUGUCAUCAGGAGAUGAAUCUGAUUCAUUUGAAUCACCACCAUCAAAACAAGUAAAGACUAUCAUCAGUGGCCAGCAACCUGCUCGAAAACUACUACCGAAGAGUGGUGGAAGUGUUCUCCUCGACAAGCUGAAAAAGUUAUCAACGCAGUCGUCAACGUCACCAGAAACGUCAAGACCAUCUUCCUUUUCAUACCAAAAUCGAGAUAUGACUGCAGAAUUGAGGGCAAUGCAUGAGGAAAAUUUGGCAGUUUUAAAAGAAAUUUCUUCAACCCUGUCAAAUAUUUUAUUAGUUUCACUGGAAACCCUUGAAGUUUUAAAGCAAGCCAGUGUGGAGGGCAAAAAAAUUUAAUUACUUUUACAUUAAUUAUAACUUUAAAAUUUUCAAAAUG
Molecule: messenger RNA, 704 nt
Organism: Leptopilina heterotoma
Lineage: Eukaryota; Metazoa; Arthropoda; Insecta; Hymenoptera; Figitidae
Exons: 4
Coding region: 314-664 (116 amino acids)
Source: RefSeq, a predicted model, not a curated record